CCCUUCUUGUCUUCAGCCUUCAUCAUCGCUCGACGCAGAUUUCUUGGCAAAAGGAAUCCAUCCGGUCAUAUAGUCGCCGGAACGGGACUUUUGCAUACAAGCAUUCCGGACAAACCACGAUGAUCGAGAAUGAGAAGAUGCAGGAUACGGAGGACGCACCACCACAUUCCAACGCAGGCUCACAGCGUGGAAGGCGCAUGUCGAGGAGUCGGAGCCAAGGCGAGGAAUCCCCAGAAAGUGUACAAGCGUCACCUUCGUCAUGGGAUCAGAGCUCUCGGGGCAGAUCCCUCUUGCGCAAAAUGACUGAUCCGUUUUCCGAGGCUAACCUGCGGAGGAGGGGAUACCAUACACUGCAGUCGUUUGACAAGACGUUUCAUGUUGAGAAGAGAUGGAAAUUGAUUAGAGAAAUGGGCUCUGGAGCAUACGGUGUUGUCAUCUCAGCCGCGGAUGAUAUCUCGGGCGAGACAGUUGCGAUCAAGAUGGUCACCCGGAUAUUCGAAAAGACACAGCUUGCAAAGAGAGCCCUUCGUGAACUUGCUCUACUCCGGCAUUUCAACAAUCACGAGAACAUAACGGGUCUCAUUGACGUCGACGCCAUAGCUCCGAAUUUCAAUGAGAUGUAUCUGUUCAUGGAGCCAAUGGAAGCUGACCUGCACCAGAUCAUCAAAUCUGGCCAGAUGCUGUCAAAUGAACAUGUCCAAUAUUUCACCUACCAAAUCCUUCGAGGAAUGAAAUAUGUCCACUCUGCCUCCGUCGUGCACCGCGAUUUGAAGCCUGGAAACCUUCUCGUCAACUCCGACUGCGAACUCAAGAUCUGUGACUUUGGUCUGAGCAGAGGCUUCGAAUCACGACCGGACGAGUACGUCUCGCACAUGACAGAAUAUGUAGCAACUCGGUGGUACAGAGCCCCCGAGAUCAUGUUGGCAUUCAAGCGUUACGAUACAGCAAUCGACGUAUGGUCAAUAGGAUGUAUACUGGCUGAACUCCUGACUGGGAAACCGCUCUUUAAGGGCAAGGACUAUGUUGACCAGCUAAACAAAAUUCUGGAUGUCCUGGGCACUCCAAGCGAAGCGGUGAUCAAACGGAUAGGCAGCGAAAAGGCACAAGCAUACGUCCGCACGCUGCCGAUCAAGAAGAAGGUCCCCUUCCGAAAACUUGUCCCCUCCGCUGACCCGCAAGCCCUCGACCUCCUCGAGAAAAUGCUUUCUUUUGAUCCCAGCGGCCGCAUUACCGUCGCCGAAGCCCUCGAGCAUCCAUGGCUCUCAGGUUAUCACGACGUCAACGACGAACCCGAAUGUCCGACAAAGUUUGACCGGUGGCGCGAUAUCGAGAAGUUAGAGACCAUAGAACAGUUCCGCGAGGCACUGUGGAAGGAGAUCGAGGAUUAUAGAAGGGAGGUCAGGAUGAUUGCGUUAGAGAUGAUGGAUGAUGAGCCUGCGCCACUUAGGAGCCCGAGUGUGCUUAGUGCGGUAGACGAGGGCGGGGACAAAGCGCAGGUGGAGGUAGUUGAUGAAGAGAUGGUGAAUGCGACUCGGCUCGAGGGAGUGGAUGAGUGUACCCAGGAGAAGGUCGAGGGGCAAGGACAAAGCGAGGCACAGCAGGAGGAUACGGAAACGAUACCACCACUCGCAGAGUUCCCGUCGAAGGAAACGAGUAUGGAGAAACGGAGAAACAGCGGAAGCAGCACCCAAGGCUCUUCAUCACUCGCAUAUCCGACCCAGCGCAUCCCAGCCGUUACAAGAGAUCCACUCGUUUCUUAUGCCCGACGCACGAGCAUGUUCGGCGCACACUCUAACCGUGGGUCAUUAUAUGAAAGCGCCACCGGCUCUCCAUCGGAUCCCUAUCAACCCAUGUCCACCGGUACACAUCCUACACCGACACGCGCUUCAUCUUUCAUCGAUGACGGCUCUGGCGUCAACUUCGGGGGGUAUGCGCUUGGAUCGGGUCACGUUAAAGACAGUAGCACCAGCACCGCCGGGGGCAUCGCGUUCCCAUCCAUGCAGCAGCGAGAUGGGUUCAUCGUUCCCGCAAGGUCACGGACGGCGAGUAUGGCCACGGGGUACGAUGUACCGAGAAAGCUAUUGCGGACCCUCUCGACUGUCUCGAUAUACGAGAGCUUGGGACCUUUGGCGGGCGGUGGUGAAGGUGGAGGCGAGGGCGCAGCGUCAGGUGUGGCACCGAUUGCGAAGAUCAUCAGGGAGAGAAGGACGGAGGCGGAUGCGCCACCUAGUGAGAUGCCGGGAGACUUCCAAAUUGGGGUCGGGGGGAGCGACAGUGAAAGUGGGGAGAGCGGGGAUGGGAAAUAGACCUGGAGAUUUGGAGAGCUGAGGAUGGCCUUGGUGGAUACAUCCGUUCGUUAGUUGACUGGUUUCGCAUCACUAUCUACCAUCUGCUUUCGUUACGGCGACACCUAGAGUUCGUAGAACCAACCACUGCCACACGGUCAUUUCAGGAUUGCGAUUAUCGUCGCCUGUACAAUAGAUAAUAGACUGAACGAACAACAAUACAAU
Messenger RNA from Stereum hirsutum FP-91666 SS1, 2510 nucleotides. Its product is annotated as kinase-like protein. NCBI's taxonomy places the organism in Eukaryota, Fungi, Basidiomycota, Agaricomycetes, Russulales, Stereaceae. Bases 120 to 2306 code for a protein of 728 amino acids. The transcript has 14 exons. Gene Ontology annotation, molecular function: MAP kinase activity; ATP binding. Gene Ontology annotation, biological process: protein phosphorylation; intracellular signal transduction. Gene Ontology annotation, cellular component: nucleus; cytoplasm. The record is from RefSeq and is a predicted model, not a curated record.